GUCGGGAGCCGGGGCUGGCAGCGGUGCGCGCCGCUGCCACGUCGGACGGAGCGGCCGGGCUCGGGGCGCGGGAUGGCGGCGCGGUGAGAGCGGCGAGGCGGCGGCGAUGGCGGCGGGGCUGCUGCUGCUCGGCUCUGCCCUGCUGUGCGCGGCGCUGGGCUGCGCGGGCGCGGCGCUGAUCCCCCCAGCGCCCGACGUGAAGGUAGAGGUGCUACACAAGCCUUUCCUCUGCCACCGGAGGACCAAGUGGGGGGACUUGAUGCUCGUUCACUACGAGGGCUUCUUGGAGAGGGACGGAUCCAUGUUUCACUCGACUCACAAGCACAACAAUGGUCAACCUAUGUGGUUUACACUUGGCAUAAGGGAAGCUCUCAAAGGCUGGGACAGAGGGUUGAAGGACAUGUGUGUGGGAGAGAAACGGAAGCUGACCAUUCCACCAGCCCUUGCUUAUGGAAAAGAAGGGAAAGGAAAAAUUCCACCUGAGAGCACAUUGAUUUUCAACAUUGACCUUCUAGAAAUUAGAAAUGGACCAAGGUCUCAUGAGUCAUUCCAAGAGAUGGAUCUUAAUGAUGAUUGGAAACUAUCCAAGCAAGAGGUGAAAAUUUACUUGAAGAAAGAAUUUGAAAAGCAUGGAGCAGUGGUAAAUGACACCCAGCAUGAUGCUUUGGUUGAAGACAUAUUUGAUAAAGAGGAUGAAGACAGUGAUGGGUUUAUAUCUGCAAGGGAAUUCACGUACAAGCAUGAUGAGCUGUAGAAAGAAAAGAGUGGCAUAAUUUUUUUGGACACAAAUAGCAGUGACUUAGACUGUCUGGUUCUCCUGUCAUCUUAAUUCUGUGCUUUGGAAUUGACAAUUGCUGUUGGCAGAGAAACACUUUGUUUAUAUAAAAGAGAAUUUUUGUUCGUUAUGUACAAAUGUUUUAAACUGUUUUAAAGUGUGAAAAUGUUCCUCCUCUUACACAGUGAAGACUUGCACAUCAGUGUUUUAAAGUUUUGUAUUAAAUUAUUUUUCAGAAAUGAAACAAACUUUCCAUUUAUCAUUCAUUAUGAAAAUCAAAAUCCAGUUCAGUGACUUUCUGUGAUUUGUUUGUGUGCCAAGAUCACUUUCAGCAGCUACCUUACAUAUUACUUGUAGUCUGUGGCUUAAUUUCUUGACCUUCCUUCUUGAGUGUCACUGCUUAAAAAGCAGUUUGCUGACCUUGGGUUUUUUUUCCUGCAGAUUUUCAAAAGAUGUAGUACAAGGCAUCAGCAUCUCUAUAUGGCUGAGAAACUGAUACAAAGCUGAAUGAGAAAAAUGACUAUCAUGUGCUGAUUUGCCCUUCUAAAGGGAGAAUGUUACCACCCAUGCCAAUAAUUGUCUACAUUUUUCAUUAAAUUUUGUGAACAAA
This is a messenger RNA of Agelaius phoeniceus (red-winged blackbird), 1385 nucleotides long. RefSeq names its product FKBP prolyl isomerase 14 (gene FKBP14). Lineage: Eukaryota; Metazoa; Chordata; Aves; Passeriformes; Icteridae. The record is from RefSeq and is a predicted model, not a curated record. Gene Ontology annotation, molecular function: calcium ion binding; peptidyl-prolyl cis-trans isomerase activity.